UAGUAAUGAAAAGUGAUUGAAAGCUGGUUUAACCUCAUUUUAUUUAGCAUAAUAAAUAAUAGGAAAAAGCUAUAAAAUAAGGAAUAGGAGUGUAUAACGUGUACUAAUUAAUAUCAUUAAUAUCUAAAAUUGAUUUGGAAACAUGGGUUUAAUCUGUAAUCGUAAAAUGUGAAAGUUCCCACCCCAUAACAAAUAGCUUAGAAAAAGAGGCAAUAAACAAGAAUUGCUAAACAAAUUAGACAAUUUAUUAAUAAUUGAGUGCAGCGAAUACAGUUUACAAAGGUCGUAACUUUAAUUGUGAUAAUUUAAAAUGUAUGUUUGUCAACAUACUUUUCCAUAACUUGCAUUAUGAUGGAGAAGCCACAGAGUUGUACUUCUGAAACCAGUGGUGCCUCUGAAGAGGAUUGUUCUAAAUCAAAAUGCUCUCAUUUAUCUGAUAAAUACCAUUUAAACAUUGAUCUAGAAAAUAAACUACAAGAAGAGUACCCAGAAGUCAUAAAACUCAUUAGGCUAUUACAUAAAUGCAUAAAAAAGCAGAGAAGGAAACUCAAUGUAUUAAAAGGAAAGUUAAAAAAACAUAAACAGACUGUGGAAGCUGGAGUACAAACUGGUAAUUCUCUGGAAACUGAAGUAUCUAAGUGCAAUUUAGAAACUCCAGGAAAUAUAACUGAAGAAAUUACACAAGCUGCAGAAUUGGCAGUUCAAAAUAGUGGUUUUGUUUUUGAAGAAACAUCUGGACUUUAUUAUGAUUACAGCACUGGAUAUUAUUACAAUGCAGAACUUGGCUUAUAUUAUGAUGGAAAUACUGGAAUUUACAUGACUUAUGAAGCCUCCAGUAAUUCUUACAAGUUUCAUUCUAAAGUGGACAUUCCUUCUAAAAAUUCAGAACAAGAACUGACAAGGCACAGAACCAAGACAAAGCGAAAAGUUUCUAACCAGGAAAAAAAUCAAGAUUCCAAAAAGAAGUGCCUUCCAAAAAAACCAAAUAAGAACAAAAUAAGUAAAGAAGAAUUGGAAGAGGGUGAAUGCUCAGAUACCGAAAGUACUGAGGAGGAAGAGUCAAUAACUAGCAUUGAUAAUGAAGAUAGUUUAGAUAGUGAUGCUUCAAAGCGUUGGCCUCCCUGUAUGCGAAUAAUUGUGGAGGAAAGCACCGUGGCAAAAUUAAGAAUUGGUUCAUUGUACAUAAUAACUUACGAAGGUGGUUCUUUGGGAAGGGAGGGUGACCAUUCCAUUUUAAUACCCGACAUUAACACGAGCAAACAUCACUUAAAAUUCUCGUUUCAUAAAGAAUCAAAUAAAUUUUUGGUAACCGAUUUGGGAUCGAGAAACGGGACCGUGCUGAAUGGCAAGCGAAUGUCAGCUUCAAAACAAGAAAGUGAAGCCCACGAAGUUGCACACGGUAGCAGAAUACAAAUUGGAACGACAAUUCUUCUGUGCCACAUACAUAACGGUAAUGAAACAUGUGGACUUUGUGAACCUGGUCUCGUUCAAAACAAUACAGCUGAAGAUAAUAAAGGAGUUAUUGCCCCAAGUUUGACAAAGGGAACACAACAUAAAAAGGAGCUUCAAAGACUGAGGAAGAAGUUUGGGAUAACGUCCCAGGAUAACAGUAACAUCCAAUUGGCUAGUGGGUACUCAGACAGAGCCCAAGCUAGAAGGGAAACUGUUGGUAGCCACAAUGAAUAUGAAAAGACUGAAGUAGCUUCUGUUGAACAAUCCAUUAAGCCGAAUAAUAUCGGGUUCAAGAUGCUUUCUAAAAUGGGAUGGUCAGAAGGACAGGCACUUGGAAAAGAAGGGUCAGGAAUAUCGGAACCAAUUCAACCAAAGGCAAAUUUUAACAGUGCGGGUUUAGGAAGCAGCCAGAGUGAAAUUCUGACAAAUCAAAACGAAAAUAAUACCAAAGGAAAUAUUUGGAAAAAGACUCAAAAGAGAUUUCAACAACUACCAGCUAGCCAGAAUAUAUUUGAAGAUGAAGAAUCAGACUAAAUCAAAGUACAAAUAUUUUCGAGUAAUUGAACAGUGUUAUAAUUUUUAAGAUUUUACAUUUUGUA
Agrilus planipennis (emerald ash borer) is the source of this 2051-nucleotide messenger RNA. Its product is annotated as angiogenic factor with G patch and FHA domains 1. Bases 349 to 1986 code for a protein of 545 amino acids. The record is from RefSeq and is a predicted model, not a curated record. The transcript is spliced from 8 exons. Lineage: Eukaryota; Metazoa; Arthropoda; Insecta; Coleoptera; Buprestidae. Gene Ontology annotation, molecular function: nucleic acid binding; protein binding.